UGCUGUGGUCUAGUUGAAGAGCGGCUGUAUGCAUAGAGGCACAGACCUGGGUGUGGGUCCACCUACUGGAACGCGGAGAGUGGAAACAACAUUCGGGAAGUAACCUGAACCUGUGAUCUCUAAGGCCACGGUAAGGAGUUUUGAGAUUUUAUUUGGCCUGAAAAAGGCAGCCAGCUCGGUUUGAUAGUGGUGCGGGGUGGAGCAGUGCCUAUGGAAACUGACUUAUUUGGGGGCUGUAGCAAGUCGUCUAAAAGAAACAGGCUGAAACGAGCAUGAACAGAGGGCUUUGAAAAUAUGCCUGUGAAAGAAGUCAGACGAACAGAAUUCGUUCUGAUAGCUCUAAAACGAGGACUCCUCCCUGCUUUCUGGUUUGAGAGACCUGGUUGGUGGUGGUACCAAUUAAUCUGGAGGGGGAAAGCGACCGUCCUUCCUGGACAGUACAUUCAGAACCCUCAUUUCCAGCAGCAUCCCAUCUACUGCUGCUAUCCAGGUCAGGAGACCAGUUUCCGGAAAACUCGGCAACGUUCGGGUCUGUCUUUCAACAAUUCAGAAGUUAGUAAAGAGCAGUUUCAAGAUGGCGCCCCCUAAUGACUAGUCAUAUGACCUCGGGUUUCCCUUGCUGGAAGCCCGGCAGUCCGUUCGGGACCAAGAUUCACCUGUCACCAAACGUGUCAGCUCUUCGAAUCUCGCGAGCCAAUCGGCAUCUGAGACUGGGCCACAACGGCGAAACGCUCGGGAAGACUGGUCUUUUCCGCUCGCCUAGCCAGCAGCCAAUCACCGAGUGUGAUAUACUUCGCGGACCCUCCCGUAGGCGGGGGAGAAGCAGGAUUGUCGUCAUAGCGUGGCGGUAUUGUUACCUAAGGAAUUGAGAAGAGGUGGGACGUGUGUGAUUGACAGCCCGAUUUCCCCUACGGGGAUUUGAGAGUUUGGCUCAAUACCCCGCCUUAGAGGUGGGGUCUUAUUUGAUUGCCAAGUAUUGUUCCCCAAUGGGAUACUAGUUCGUGAUGACGGGCAGGCUGCUUAACUAAUGAAUCCUCGGCGUGGCAGGCGCAGUUCUCCAAUCGCUGGGCGGCGGGCCCCAGUCUGAGCGGCGAUGGCGGCGGCGGCGGCGGCGGCAGCAGCAGCGGGGGCUGCGGGCGGUCGGGGCUCCGGGCCGGGGCGGCGGCGCCAUCUUGUGCCCGGGGCCGGUGGGGAGGCCGGGGAGGGGGCCCCGGGGGGCGCAGGGGACUACGGGAACGGCCUGGAGGCUGAGGAACUGGAGCCUGGGGAGCUGCUGCCGGAGCCCGAGCCUGAAGAGGAGCCGCCCCGGCCCCGCGCCCCCCCGGGAACUCCGGGCCCUGGGCCCGGUUCGGGAGCCCCCGGCAGCCAGGAGGAGGAGGAGGAGCAGGGACUGAUCGAGGGUGACCCGGGGGACGGCGCCAUUGAGGACCCGGAGCUGGAAGCGAUCAAAGCUCGAGUCAGGGAGAUGGAGGAAGAAGCUGAGAAGCUAAAGGAGCUACAGAACGAGGUAGAGAAGCAGAUGAAUAUGAGUCCACCUCCAGGCAAUGCUGGCCCAGUGAUCAUGUCCAUUGAGGAGAAGAUGGAGGCUGAUGCCCGUUCCAUCUAUGUUGGCAAUGUGGACUAUGGUGCAACAGCAGAAGAGCUGGAAGCACACUUUCAUGGCUGUGGUUCAGUCAACCGUGUUACCAUACUCUGUGACAAAUUUAGUGGCCAUCCCAAAGGGUUUGCAUAUAUAGAGUUCUCAGACAAAGAGUCAGUGAGGACUUCCCUGGCUUUAGAUGAGUCCCUGUUUAGAGGACGACAAAUCAAGGUGAUCCCAAAACGAACCAACAGACCAGGCAUCAGCACAACAGACCGGGGUUUCCCACGAGCGAGAUACCGUGCCAGGACCACCAACUACAACAGUUCCCGCUCUCGAUUCUACAGUGGUUUUAGCAGCAGGCCCCGGGGUCGCAUCUACAGGGGCCGGGCUAGAGCGACAUCAUGGUAUUCCCCUUACUAAAAAAAGUGUGUAUUAGGAGGAGAGAGAGGAAAAAAGAGGAAAGAAGGAAAAAAAAAAAAAGAAUUAAAAAAAAAAAAGAAAACCAGAAGAUGACCUUGAUGGAAAAAAAAUAUAUUUAAAAAAAAAAGAUAUACUGUGGAAGGGGGGAGAAUCCCAUAACUAACUGCUGAGGAGGGGCCUGCUUUGGGAGUAGGGGAAGGCCCAGGGAGUGGGGCAGGGGCUGCCACUCACUCUGGGGAUUCGCCAUGGACACGUCUCAACUGCUCAAGCUGCUCCCCAUGUCUCCCUGCCCCACUUCACCCCCUUGGGGGCUGCUCAAGGGUAGGUGGGCAUGGGUGGUAGGGUUUUUUUUACCCAGGGCUCUGGAAGGACACCAAACUGUUCUGCUUGUUACCAUCCCUCCAACUUCUCCCUAACUUUCACAGUCCCCUCCUGCCUGCCUGCUCCUGUCCUGCCAGGUCUGCCACCCACUCCACCCCUCUUCUCCGGCUCCCUGCCCCUCCAGAUUGCCUGGUGAUCUAUUUUGUUUCCUUUUGUGUUUCUUUUUCUGUUUUGAGUGUCUUUCUUUGCAGGUUUCUGUAGCCGGAAGAUCUUCGUUCCGCUCCCAGCGGCUCCAGUGUAAAUUUCCCUUCCCCUUGGGGAAAUGCACUACCUUGUUUUGGGGGGUUUUGGGCCGUUUUUUGUUUUGUUUGUUUUAUUUUUCAGUUUUUUUGUUUUGUUUUGUUUUUUCUUUGCCUUUUUUUCCCUUUUAUUUGGAGGGAAUGGGAGGAAGUGGGAAUAGGGAGGUGGGAGGUGGAUUUUGUUUAUUUUUUUAGCUCAUUUCCAGGGGAUGGGAGUUUUUUUUUUAAUAUGUGUCACGAAUAAAGUUGUUUUUGAAAAUAAAAAUUGUUUGGCCUCUUGGGUGUAA
Molecule: messenger RNA, 2909 nt
Organism: Condylura cristata (star-nosed mole)
Lineage: Eukaryota; Metazoa; Chordata; Mammalia; Eulipotyphla; Talpidae
Gene: PABPN1
Product: poly(A) binding protein, nuclear 1
Exons: 7
Coding region: 1094-2002 (302 amino acids)
Molecular function (GO): RNA binding
Source: RefSeq, a predicted model, not a curated record